Messenger RNA from Sclerotinia borealis F-4128, 1890 nucleotides. NCBI's taxonomy places the organism in Eukaryota, Fungi, Ascomycota, Leotiomycetes, Helotiales, Sclerotiniaceae. The record is from the annotation of a GenBank genome assembly.
AUGAAAGAAGGGAUGGAUAAUAAAUCAUUGAAUCAAUCAACUGCAUUGAACCAACAGGUUCAGCUGCAGCCUUUUGUCAUGGACGGAGGAGAUCAGCAAAUCAACCCUAAUCAACAAGGCUCUGACAUCCGACCUGGGCGGCAAAGGGUCAAACGGGCAUGUCAGCCAUGUAAAUCAAGAAAGAAGCGCUGCGAUGGUUCCGGGCCCUGUGCUACAUGUGUCCGAUAUGGCUAUGAAUGUCAUUAUGAGCUUGGUCCGAGGAAACGAAGAAGGCAUGCUUUGAAGGAUCACGAUACCGAUGUUUCUCAAAGUCACAGUUCGCCUGAUACGAGUAUUCAUCAUCGAGAUGAAAGGGAGAGAGCAGAGAGUGAAAGUGCUCAUGCACCACAACCUGUCGCCAAAGAUACAAAUCAUUUUUGGGGAAAGGCAUUUGCCACUUCUCUGGCUUUGAAGUUGGAUGCGGGGAAGUUGACUCAACCUUAUGUAUCAUGGAAUCUGGGACUCAAGGAUGAACCAUCAUAUGCGCAACCAGCGAUCACGAGGGUUAUAGAUCAAGUUGAGAUGCAAAGAUUGGCAAAUUAUUAUUUCAGUACCACACAUCAGAUCUUUGGUAUUUUCAAUAGAGAUUUGUUUGAUCGAAAAAUCGUGGAGAGAUGGGCAACGAACUACAAUAACUCUGACCCACAUGAUCCGAUUCUGUGUGGCGUUGCAGCUUUAGGAUCUUUGUUCUCGGGUGGUGAUCCAUGUCCAGCGGAGGCAUCAUUGGUAGAAUUGGCAAAGAUGGCUUUGGAAACGACGAGUGUGUUGAAUUAUCCUUCUCGACAUCAUGUGGUUGCAUGGGUUUUGAGGACACUAUUUCUCAGAUGUACAGCUUGUCCCCAUGCUGCAUGGAUUUCUAGCUGUACGACAAUGCACAUUAUCGAAAGUGUGGGAAUAGAGGACGAUUCGGAUAGCAGAAGCAAUGACACAAGACUCGAGCGUGGAAUUGGCUGUGGAGUGUUGAAUAUGCAAAGGUUGUAUUGGAUUGCUCGAAUGAUGAACUCGUGGGUCGCGAACGAUUACGGUCGAUCGAAAGUCACUGUGAAGAUACCUACACCCUCGUUUCCCUCUCCUGAAGGCGAGACAGAUCUCACAUUGGAUUAUCUUGAGUUAUUUCAGAUAUCCGAACGUCUGGAUCAGGAUAUCACUCAUACAGCGGUGGAAUUUGAAACAGUGAUAGCAUCGAUGUACGCCUUUCAUGCUCGAUCAGACGGAGCUAUACUUUCACAGAGUAAUUUAUGUUUGGGAUUAUACCGUCGUCUGCGUCUUCUAGCCUCGAGUAUAUCACAAGAAACUGUUGAUCAGGUGAUAUCCAUUUGCACAAAAGGUCUAGAAGCCGCUAUGCGAAUGGUAGAAUGUCGUCAACCUUGGUGGCACGUUGCCAAUGUCCCUUUCCAAUUUGUUUGCGUCCUCCUCGUCAUGGACACCCCCGAAGCACUAUCACAUAUUGGCGAAGCCCUCGAAACUCUCGACGCGGUAUCCCGCUGUUUCACCACUCGCUCACUUACAGAAUCCGCAACAACAGCUAGAACACUAGUGGAAUUAUCACAGAAAAGAAAACAAGAAGAGAUUAAUAUUUUGAGUCAGGGGCUUAAGACAAGGGUCGAACCGAUUGCGAUUGGCCAGUUGCAGAUUCCAGUUAUGAAUGGUAAAGAAAUGAUUCCAUCGUCGAUGUUAAUGGAGAACGGAAACGGAAAUGGAAUUGGAAUUGGAAUUGGAAUUGGAAAUGGAAAUAGAAAUGGUAUGAUGUCGGGAACGCCGAAUUUUGGUUUGAUGGAUUUCACGGGCUUUGAUUGGGAUUCGUUUUUGAGUAUGGAUAUUCCGGUACUGGAUGCUACUGCGAUGCUUUAA